AUCAAGCUCGUGUAUUAUAUUUUAUCCGAUAAGAUUCAACUUACAAAUAACCUAUAAUUAGGGUGUACAAAGAUAGAUUUAAACACGCUUUUGUUUAAAUGCAACAUGAUAUUCAAAAACAUAGUUUGUGGAAUUUUGUUUGUUAUAUCGGCAUGCGUUAAUAUAAACCGAAUCGACGGAUCACUAACAAAAAUUAUCGUAAAAAUACACAGAGGCCUAAUUCCGUUGGUUGAAGAGACAUUUCAUGAGAGCAACUUUUCAUUGUACAGAAAGAUAACCGAUGAUAUAUAUGUAUAUGCAACAAAAAGUUCAGAUGAUGUUUUUGAGGAGGAUUUUACAACCGAUGACUUGCAGUCAAAACUAAAUGGAAAGGUUGAUUUCUUAUACAAAAGCUACAACCUAUUUCGCCCUUCACCAGUCGCGGCACAAGCAGUGUCAACAGGCUCUGGUGGUGAGGUCAGGAAAAUCUUUUUGCAAGUAGGAGAGGAUUACAAAAUCUGUUCACCCGUAUAUGACCCCAUGUUUGGGAUCGAUGCUGCAUGGCAGAGAAACAUCACUGGCAAGAAUGUCGUCAUAGCAAUCACCGACGUGGGAGCUAAUCUAGAUCAUCCUAAACUGAAACCAAAUAUUAAUAACAAUCUUAGCUGGAAUUUUGUCGAUAAAAAUACAAAUAUAGCUCCAGAAUAUUUCUCUAGCUAUAAAGAGUCUAUUCCAGUGACAAAUCAUGGGAACGCAUGCGCAGGAUUGGCUGCUGGCAUUAGAGACAGCAGUGCGAGGUGCCAACCAUGUGGAUGCGGAACCGCUCCGGAUGCCUCGCUUGCCAUACUUAAAGUGGGCAAAGUUCCCGAGCAAACAAAGCCAGGUGUAGGGCACCACGCUAUUAUCAAUGUUGAGACAUUGUGUGCAAGUUUAGCUCAUCGCAUCAACGAUAUUGACAUCUAUUCUAACUCAUGGAACUUCGAUAUUUCUUUCCAUAACGACAAGUGCGUUCAUGGCAUUAUGCAAAAGGGCUAUACAGAAGGCAGACAUGGCAAGGGAAGCAUAUACGUGUUUCCAGCUGACCCUCCUGGAAAUGGCUUUGUCAACAACAUUUACACACUAGCGAUUGGAAAUAUGGGGACGAAUGGCACUCUGUCAAAUAGCUAUCAAGUGAACUCGGCAGUCCUAGUGUGUAUGUUUUCGUCUGGAACUAGGAAAAGCGAUACUAGAUUGGUGGUAGAUGUACACAUAGAACGUGGAUCGUGCUCGACAGAGUUUGGAGGGCAGUCCGCUACGUGCGCAAUGGCUGCAGGAGUAAUUGCCCUUGCUCUUCAAGUCAAUCCAUCGCUAAAGGUUCGUGACAUCAGAUAUAUCAUGGUCAAAUCUGCAUCAACCAGAGACAUCGCGGAAGAGUCGUCUUUCAAAACGAACGCUGCAGGGUAUAAAUAUCAUAACGUGCUUGGAUUCGGAUAUCCAGACGGGAACAAAAUGAUCUCUCUAGCACAAAACUGGACACUACUGCCACCCUUACGAACCGAUGCCAUUGUUUUCAACAUGCGUGGGAAUAAUGCAUCAUUUCCAGUUCAUUCCACCUGCAUCAACAAGCUGGAGCAAGUCCUCAUAAACAUGACAGUCUCUUUUUCAAAGCGCACACAAGUAUCGAUGGAAGUUAUUUCGCCUCAUAAUACGACUUCCGUUUUAUUUUACAAUAUCACGAUACCCAAGAACUUAACGCAGCUUACUCUUCUAUCAAACCACUUCUUUGGCGAAACCCCAAAUGGAGACUGGAUGAUAAAAAUCUACAGUCUUCACGAGACUCAAUCUGCAAUCGCAACUGUGACUUCAGCACAGAUUCAACUUCAUGGAACUGGGACAGAUUUCAUAUCAAAUGCUGAAAACAACGAUAACUGCAUGCAACUUGUUAACGAUCUAAAUAUGCCCAACGUAACACGACGUGCCGAUGAGUCUACCGAAAGUCCAGCCAAAUCGUCUAAAAAUUAUUAUUGUGAGAUUAUUAUACCUCUUGUUUUCGUUUUUGCUUGCGCUGUUGUUGUUGUUGUUGUUGUUGUUGGGAUUUAUUGUUAUAAAACAAGACAAACGAGAGCACCUCAACCAGAAAUCCAUGAAGAGGAAUUAAAAGCACUGAACACAACGCAACGUUAGAAGCUUAGUUAUUUUUGUAAAACUGAGCUCGUACUAAAUGUGACCAUGGUCGCCUUCCCAAAAACCAGUUUGCAAACAUGCGUUCAUUCUUGCAAAACAGCACCACUGAUACUAGUCAGCAUCAUAUUAGACUUCAUGGAAAAUCAGGACCACUUUUAUUUCGUUUGAUUUCAUCGCCGCAUUCGAUACCGCCGACCACGACAUUCGAUAUCGCCGACCACGACGGUCAAGUACUGACUGAAUGAAAAAUGUGGCACGACUCUAAAUGCGUAUGAUUUCAACUGGAAACAACGAAGCUUCGGUGGUUGGGUGAGUUAUGGAGGUUUCGGUAAAUGACAUGUUCGGUAAAUUGGAUUUAUAUAGUAAAUGCCGCGGAGGUUUCGAUAAUUUGGUAUAAAUAGGGAUUGUCGCACCUUUAGUCGAUAAGCGUAUACACUAAUUUAGUUGUUUGGCACUAAUGUAAUUAUCUGAUUAAAAUGUACGGAGUUGAUGAUAUCAAAAUACAGAUGUUUACAAGUGUUGAUAUUAAAUAUCCAGGCUUGCAACCUAUUAAUAUUCUAAACAAGGGAGGUAAUUUAUAUAUUAAAAUUUUAUCUUUAGGUCAUGAUUGUUUUUGUUUUUAAUAUAUGUUUUAUACAAUUAGUUGGAAACACCUUAAUUUAAGUGUAUCAGAUAAAAAUAAUAAUAAUUGUGUCCAAUAUAUUUGUUUUUUAUACAAUUUUCGCUUCUUUUUCCUACAAGCAGGUCAGCACAUAAGGUAUGAAAAAGAAAAAGACCUGUAAAUAAAACUAAAUGAAAGAUUCAAAUUAUGUCCUAUAUAUAUUGUAUUCAUGUUUUA
Dreissena polymorpha is the source of this 2980-nucleotide messenger RNA. Its product is annotated as furin-like. Gene Ontology annotation, biological process: protein processing. Bases 106 to 2142 code for a protein of 678 amino acids. Gene Ontology annotation, molecular function: serine-type endopeptidase activity. Lineage: Eukaryota; Metazoa; Mollusca; Bivalvia; Myida; Dreissenidae. The record is from RefSeq and is a predicted model, not a curated record. Gene Ontology annotation, cellular component: Golgi membrane; trans-Golgi network. The transcript has 13 exons.